This is a messenger RNA of Drosophila rhopaloa, 2094 nucleotides long. Its product is annotated as cytosol aminopeptidase. The transcript has a single exon. Gene Ontology annotation, biological process: proteolysis. NCBI's taxonomy places the organism in Eukaryota, Metazoa, Arthropoda, Insecta, Diptera, Drosophilidae. Gene Ontology annotation, molecular function: manganese ion binding; metalloaminopeptidase activity. The record is from RefSeq and is a predicted model, not a curated record. Bases 292 to 1860 code for a protein of 522 amino acids. Gene Ontology annotation, cellular component: cytoplasm.
CCUUGCUUCGAGAGUGUCGUGUGCCUAGUCCGGUUUCGAAAAUAUAGAAAAAAACAUAAUUUUUUCAUCAAAAUUAUUUGUUGUGAUUCGUGUCUAUUGUUUCAUGUUCGUGAAUUUAGUUGUUGAAUAGUCAUUCUAUGCGAUAGAUUCCGAAUACUCCGUUUAACAAAAGGCAAAAUAAUUAAAAAAUCAUUUUUUUGGUGCACACGAAAUUUGCAGUCGUAACUAAAUUGGUCCGAGCAGGCAGAUAGAUAAUAGAUAAUAAUUAAGAUUUAUUAGAUACCACCGAGUAUGAACAAGCUGCGAAAUGUUGUGAAGACCGUUGUCCAGAGUCGCCUGCCGCAUGUGAUCCAAAUUAGACAUGCCUGCGGUGGUGAAUCGAAGGUCUCCAAGGGUCUGGUGAUUGGUCUUUACCAGAAAGAGGGCGACAGGGAUCCCAAAUUAACCCCAGCUGGCGAAAAGGUCAACGAUCGUCUGCAUGGCAAACUGACGGAGCUGAUUUGCGAGUCCAAAAUCUCGGGUCGUUUGGGAAGGGGCAAGGUGUUCAACAACAUAGAUCCCGAAUUUCGCAGUCUGGCUGUGGUUGGCGUCGGUCUCGAGGGCAUUGGCUUCAACGAACUGGAGAUGUUGGACGAGGGCAUGGAGAAUGUCCGUGUGGCGGCUGGGAUUGGAGCCCGUUCGCUGCAGGAGAUUGGCUGUUCAGAGGUCUUUGUCGAUGGCAUGGACUAUGCCGAACAGGCGGCCGAGGGUGCCGUCCUCGCCAUUUGGCGGUAUUGCGACAUGAACUCUAAGAGGAAACCCCCACACAUCCCCAAACUGGAGCUGUUCGAUUCCCCCGACUACGACAGCUGGACCCGGGGUGUCUUUAAGGCCGAGGCCCAGAAUCUGGCCCGCAGGAUGUGUGACACGCCAGCGUGUUGCAUGACGCCCACUCUUUUCGCCCAGGCCACCGUGGAUGCCUUGUGUCCUUGUGGCAUCACCGUGGAGAUCCGCACCAUGGAGUGGAUUGAACAGCAGCGACUGCACUCCUUCCUGAUGAUCGCCAAGGGCAGCUGUGAGCCACCCGUCCUGAUGGAGAUCACCUAUUGCGGCACCAAUCCGGAGGAUAAGCCCAUUCUGUUCCUGGGCAAGGGCAUCACCUUCAAUUCGGGGGCCAUCAAUCUGAGGCCAUGCAGCGGAAUGGAUGAGUACAGGGCCUGCAUGUCGGGAGCGGCAGCUUGUGUGGCCAUGAUGCGGUGUUGUGCGGCACUAUCCUUGCCCAUCAAUGUCUGCUGCAUCAUCCCGUUGUGCGAGAAUAUGCCCUCGGGAAUGGCCUGCAAACCGGGCGAUGUGGUCACCCUGAUGAAUCACAAAUCCAUGGCCGUGCGAGAUCUGGACAAGGCUGGAGUGGUGGUGAUGGCGGAUCCAUUGCUCUAUGGACAGAGCACCUAUAAGCCCCGUUUGGUGGUGGAUGUGGCCACCAUGGGUGAGGGUGUGAAGAAGGCUUUUGGCGGCGGUGCCACUGGCAUAUUCUCCAAUUCCCACUAUAUCUGGAAGCAGUUCCAAUCCGCGGGAGCCCUCACUGGCGAUCGGGUGUGGCGAAUGCCGCUGUGGAACUACUACAAGAAACAGAUCACCGAUGAAAUGGGCUACGACAUCAGCAACGAUGGCCGAGGAUUGGCGAGUUCCUGCUUGGCGGCCGCCGUACUCCACGAAAUGGUCCCCUGCGUGGAUUGGGCCCAUCUGGACACCCGGGGCACUGGCAUGCUGACAAAGUUCGGACUGAUACCCUAUCUCACCAGCAAAUACAUGACGGGACGGCCCACCCGAACCCUGGUGCAGUUCCUCUACCAAAUGGCCUGUCCCGCCAACCAAAAGUGAAGAAGGAUUUAAGAAGCAGUCGGCGGUGACCGACCUGAAUCAAAUCGAAUCGAAGUCUGCAUAGCGAAGAUUUUUACUGGAUAUGUGUAUUGACGAGUCCCUUUGUCAGUGUAAAUGUUUUGUGAGCCGUCAUGUGUAGUACCUUAUUAUCUGCGAUUCCUGUAAAGUGUCCGAAGUUGUCCAAAAUUUGUCAUUAUGUAAGAGUAUGUAAAAUACAGAUUUUUGAAUUUUAAA